Molecule: messenger RNA, 1569 nt
Organism: Theobroma cacao (cacao)
Lineage: Eukaryota; Viridiplantae; Streptophyta; Magnoliopsida; Malvales; Malvaceae
Product: RING zinc finger protein
Source: RefSeq, a predicted model, not a curated record
AGCAUUUGGUGAACAGUAAAUUCCAUUGUGGGUGAGUGAUUACCGCGGCCAUGAUUAAAAGGAAGAAUGCUAAGAGAUCCUGAAAGGCUGAAACCCUCACUUUGCAGACAUUGUCUCUGUUCAAUUAUCCAAAUUAGAUGGUCCAACUUACCCUCUUUUUCCUAUUGUCCAGCUGGAUUGGUGGCACUUCUACAAAUUAAAAUUGGGGGGUGAACUGAUUUCCGGGAAGGAAAACAAAAGGUGGUGCUUUGAGACUUGAACAGGAAAAAAAUUUCAAAAGCAACUCCAAUGAUAAAAGAUGAAGCAACAUCAUAACCAACCUCAUCAUGGUGGGUGCCAUCAACUUCUUUUUCACCUUCCCAAACAAAGAAAAGCCAAUUGUUGUGGAAUGCUAAGUCUUUUAGUAGUUAUUCUUUUACCACAUCUUACCUUCCCUCUCCCCAUUGUCUACUUGUGUUGAAUUUUUGGGUGAUAGGGGCCCUCUUAUUAAUUCCUUAUGCGAAAGGCUUAACAUGAGGGCAAAGAAUAAAUUCUAUGGUGCAGUUCUCGGUGAUGACUGUAUCUUUUGGAAUACAAUCGGGACUGGAAAUCAUCAUCCCCUUUUGGUGGGGUCACAAACUAAGAAUCACAGCCGUUGAUGCAAGAGCAAAAGAAUGCAUGUAGUUUCCAAGACUCAGGUGACCAAACGUUUUGAGUCCUUCAAACGGAAAAUGCCAGGGUUGGGCAUUUUUCCCUUUGGUGGGUGCUUUGAUGGCUGCCGGGACCAUACUCAAGCAUCCGGAUUCGGCACCAGGAUCUGGAACCUGAGUGACAGGGCUGUGGAGCUUCAAGUAAGAGUAGGAUCAAUACUAAAAAAAGUUCACACGCUGAAACCAGGGUCUUCAAAAAGGCUGAAAUGCAAGAGCAUAUACAAGGCCUAUAUGCCUGGAAGAAGUGGCAACGGCAGCGGAGGAAUGAAGAGCUUGCUGUAUUACUAUGAUGAAACGUGCCAUCCUUACAUUUGGGUACAUGACACCGGGGGUGAUUCUUCAAGGAUGGUCAAGCAGCAGUAUAUUAGUCUUGAAGACCUGAGGGAUUGUUCUGAGAUCAGAAUUUUUAGAGAUCACCAGAGAGGAUGCAUAUCGGUUCGCAAGAAACCGAGGCCUGAUUUUUGCUGAAACAUAUUUUCCUCUUUCCAUUUGUAAGUCUGCAAUGUCAUUUGCUGUUCAUGGGGAUUAAUGCUUGUUUUUCCACUGAUCCUUUUCUUCCCUAUACCCUCUUCUUUCUGAUAUCAUCAGUUGACCCUUUCCUUGUUUCCUGUUUCGUGUAUUUUAAGAAUUCAAGAUGCUAUUGCUGUGUUACAACAUAUGUAACAAAAAAAAAAUUAUCAUACAGAAUGAAAUUAAUGAUCUUGUUUUUUCUUUUCUGUAAUCUUACAUUUUGGGGAACACAAACUUUCUGCUACAUUUGCAUUAUCAGCAGUGUAGAAUGAAAAAAAAAAAAAAGGAAAACCAAAGUUGUUGCAUUGCCUAGCAAUGGCUACCCAGCAACUAAACAAUUACAAAAAGAAGUGUACUAUGAUUGGCUAAU